This is a messenger RNA of Trichobilharzia szidati, 2440 nucleotides long. The record is from the annotation of a GenBank genome assembly. Lineage: Eukaryota; Metazoa; Platyhelminthes; Trematoda; Strigeidida; Schistosomatidae.
GACAUUCAACAAUGUUGGAAGUGACAUAUUGGCAAUUUCAAGGCCGUGAGAUCUCAUUUGGUCACAAUCUGAAUCUGACGUUGCGAUCAGUUAAAUGGACAGUAAACUAGCUACAGCUGUAGAAGAAUGGAUGAAAUAUGAUAAGAAUGAAGUUACGCGCUCACAAAUUCAGUCAAUGAAGGAUAAAGGAGAAUGGGAUAAUUUAAAAAAGAUAUUACUCAAAAGAAUGGCUUUUGGAACUGCUGGAUUACGAGCAAAAAUGGGUCCGGGAUUUUCUCAGAUGAAUGAUUUAACAAUUAUACAAACAACUCAGGGAUUACUUAAAUAUUCACUAAAAGUAUUCUCAAAUCUAAUGUCCGAUGGAAUUAUAGUAGGUUAUGAUGCUCGCCACAAUAGCAGGAAGUGGGCGUUUAUCGUUGCUAAUGUAUUUCUUAAUGCUGCUUGCAAAGUCUACCUAUUUAGAGAUGCAUUGCCAACUCCUUUGGUGGCAUUUGGCGUCACACAUUUCAAGACUUCUCUAGGUGUUAUGGUAACUGCAUCACAUAAUCCAAAGGAUGAUAACGGUUACAAGGUUUAUUGGUCAAAUGGAUGUCAGAUAACCAGUCCCCAUGACAAGGGUAUAUCAGAAUGUAUCCUUCAAAGUUUAGUUCCUUCGGAGUCAUCGUGGAAUUUGGAAUCUGUAGAGAAAAAUUCUUUAUGCAUUGAUCCAAUGCCUGGAAUUUUGGAAACCUACUGUAAACUACAAAAAAGCAAACUAUGUUUUACAGAAUCUGAAAACCAGAAAUGUCAGAUGCCUUUUGUUUAUACACCUAUGCAUGGUGUAGGCUGGGAAGCAGUCAAAGCUUUGAUCUCAGCUUUCGGUUUUCCACCGCUUAAACCAGUCCCAGAACAAAUUACUCCUGAUCCAGAAUUUCCAACUGUAGACUAUCCUAAUCCAGAGGAAGGUCGUUCUGCGCUCAAUUUAGCUAUGAAACAUGCAGAUUCUAUUAAUAGUACAAUCAUUUUCGCCAACGAUCCUGAUGCUGAUAGACUAGCAAUAGCAGAAAAACAAAUAUCUGGUCAGUGGAAAAUUUUCAACGGUAAUGAACUUGGAGCGUUAUUUGGUUGGUGGUUAGUUAUGCACUGGAUGAAAACUAAUGCGAAAUCAACCUAUUCGAAAGCUGCACUGUUAUCCAGUACAGUAUCAUCUAAAAUAUUAGAAACUAUCGCCAAAACUGAAGGAUUUCUCUUCGAAGAAACCCUAACAGGUUUCAAAUGGUUAGGCAAUCGGUCGCGUGAGUUGGAAUCUAAAGGUAUCAAAACAAUUUUCGCCUUCGAAGAAGCUAUAGGUUUUAUGUGUGGCGAUGUUGUCUGUGAUAAAGACGGUGUUGGAGCUCUAGCAGUAGCGGCUGAAAUGACAGCUUUUGUUUAUAGAGAAGGGAAAACUUUAUCUGGACAGUUAAGUGAUAUAUAUGAAACGUAUGGUGAACAUAUUUCUAAUAACGGUUAUUAUUUCUGUUAUGAACCAGAGAAAAUUACUCAAAUGUUCGAUCGUAUUCGUCAUUGGCCAGAUAAACCUGGUCCCAAAGGUUAUCCUCAAAAAUUAGGACAAUUUAAAAUAACUGGGAUACGCGAUUUAACAGUUGGCUAUGAUGAUCACUAUCCAGAUUUCAAACCGGUAUUACCUGUCAGUGCAUCUAGUCAACUGAUUACUUUCGAUUUCUCAAAUGGUGUGACAUUAACAAUUCGUACAAGUGGAACUGAACCGAAAAUUAAGUACUAUUCUGAGAUGAGAUCGAAACCCAGAAGCAGAACACUUUACCAGUCUUUGGAAAAUGAACUUCAAGAACUUGUGAACAAAAUGAUUGAAGAAUUUUAUCAGCCUGAAAAAAAUGGCUUUGUACCUCGGGUGGAAUAAAUUUGUCAGCUUAUAUGUUAUCACUAUGUUAUCAUUUCGUUUUGAUUUGAUUUACAAAGCCUCUUAUCUUAUGGCUUUGUUUUUUUGAUGUCUUUUCCUACUAUUUCUUACCUUUUUUUAUUGAUUAGUUUAAAAAUUUGUUUUGUAGCUAUUUGAUGAUAAAUAUUAAUGUCUAGUUUAAUCUCUUCUCUUCUGUUUGUUUUUUUAUUGAUUUCAUUAGUUUUAUCUGAUUUUUCUCUCUCCAUUCAUAUGAAGAAAUAAGCAUAUUGUCCAACAGAAAUAUUGUAAACAAAAAAAGAGAUCUGUGAAAUUCCUGAUUUCUCUGUAACCUGGUUAUCUCUACGCUGUUGAGGAAAAAUCUAGUUUAAAAAGAAUAAUAAUGUUCAACUUUACUUGUGGGGUUUUCUAGAAAUAAAGUACUGUAGUUUUCAGUUUCAUAAUAAUUUACUGUAAUGCAUAUUGUUACUGAAGUCUUUUCAGUUUUUAAUUGAUAAACGGAUAAGAGUGAAGAAAUGUAAUGUGUUACAAACAAUAAUAUAAUAC